ACUCCAUUGCGUAGAUGAACUGAAUUCUCAUUUUUAUAAACCAAUUAUCCGUCUCCGGCAAUGGUCGGCUCGAUUUAGUCGCCGGCGGAGUGAAAUCAGAAAGAUACAGAGGGAAUGGGGAUGUCGUGGGAAGACGUGGUUCUAAUCGAGGAAGGUAAGAAUUCCGACGAACCAACCGUCGUCACGGUGAACUGUCCCGACAAGUCCGGCCUCGGGUGUGACCUAGUACGAAACGUUCUCGAAUUCGGACUCUAUGUUAGCCGUGGAGAUUUCUCCACCGAUGGGAGAUGGUGUUACAUCGUGCUGUGGGUUGUUCCACGCCCAAGCUUGCUGAUAAUCGAUUGGGAUGGCUUAAAGAAGCGGCUUGUAGCUUGUUGUCCAUCAUGUUUGCCUGCGUUUUAUCUCAAUCAGUUACCUGAUUCUUCUAAACCACCUCCAAUCUAUCUGCUCAAGGUUUUCUCCCUCGAUCGAAAAGGGUUAAUCCAUGAUGUCACACAAGUCCUUUGUGAGCUUGAGCUAACAAUCCAACGGUUGAAAGUGAUGACAACCCCAGAUGGCAAGGUCUUGGACCUCUUCUUUAUUACUGAUCACUUGGACCUACUACACACAAAAAUUAGAAGAGAAGAAACAUGCACACAUCUUAGUGGUGUGUUAGGAGAGUGCUGUAUCAGCUGUGAACUUGAGUUAGCAGGGCCGGAGUACAAAAUCCAGCAAGGGUUUUGUUCGAUAUCAGAAGCAAUUGCUGAUGAAUUGUUCAGCUGUGAGCUUUCCACCAGAGAAAAUCGGUCACAAGCUCUCAGCGCAGAUGUCUCAAAUGUUAAGAAGGCUGUUAUAACUGUGGAUAAUUUGAUGAGCCCGGCUCAUACCUUGCUUCAAAUACAAUGCCUUGAUCAGAAGGGUCUAAUUUAUGACAUCUUAAAGAUCUCCAAGGACUUCAACAUCCGGAUUGCAUAUGGAAGAAUCUCUACUAGUGUUAAAGGGUACCGGAGUUUGGACUUAUUCAUCCAGAAAGACGAUGGGAAGAAGAUACUCGAUGUGGAGAACCAGGCUACUUUAUGUUCGCGGCUAAAGGAAGAGAUGCUACAUCCAUUGAGAGUGAUGAUCACGAGCCGUGGCCCUGAUACAGAACUGUUGGUUGCUAAUCCUGUCGAGCUCUCUGGGAAGGGAAGACCACGUGUUUUCUAUGAUGUCACGUUCGCAUUGAAGGCGCUUGGGAUAUGUAUCUUCUCGGCGGAGGUUGGAAGACACUCGACAUCAGACCGUGAGUGGGAAGUGUACAGGUUCCGAUUGGAUGAAACCCGAGGAGUUCCUUCAACGAGCAACCGAGCUAAGCUGGACAUAGUUGAUAAGGUCAGAAGAACACUUAUGGGGUGGUGAAAUCAGACCACGAAACACUAGUUUUAACCAUGUAAUAUCCGUGAUCCCACAACGGGUAUUGUUAACGUUAUCCUUGACAAAUUGUUGUGUAUCCGGCUUCAGCCCCAUGGAUCUGCAUCAAGAAGCUCGGUAUGUUGUGCUCUUUUACUUCUUUUUUGUUGAUAUUCUGUAGGUAAUUUGCAAAUUAAAUUUUCAACUUGAAGAAUGUAUAUGGGUUAUGAUA
Messenger RNA from Cynara cardunculus var. scolymus (artichoke), 1600 nucleotides. Its product is annotated as ACT domain-containing protein ACR9-like. The record is from RefSeq and is a predicted model, not a curated record. Bases 115 to 1377 code for a protein of 420 amino acids. NCBI's taxonomy places the organism in Eukaryota, Viridiplantae, Streptophyta, Magnoliopsida, Asterales, Asteraceae. The transcript has 6 exons.